Messenger RNA from Suillus fuscotomentosus, 1056 nucleotides. RefSeq lists its product as uncharacterized. Bases 196 to 855 code for a protein of 219 amino acids. The transcript has a single exon. Lineage: Eukaryota; Fungi; Basidiomycota; Agaricomycetes; Boletales; Suillaceae. The record is from RefSeq and is a predicted model, not a curated record.
UAGGUUGCCGCUCGCUUUUUACCAAAGGCUUUCCUUUCAUUCACAUUUACCUGUGUCGUCGUUAAUUCCCUCUUCGUACGACACGGCCCCAAACAGCGGCGACGAUACCUCCUACGACGUGCUAACCUUGAAAAAUAUCAUAGAGACCGCUCAUUAAUUUUCGUAUCACGCGAUAGACAGUCCGCUUGAACCCGCAUGAUGAAGAGCGCAAUGAAGAGCGCGACAUCACGAUAUCUGCUGCUCCUUGUAGUGGCGUCUUGUUUUUUGCUUUCAGUUGCACAUGCUCCACAUCAGCUACUUGAAGAGCGAAAGCCUAAUCUUCAUGUACGCCAACAAAGUAUAUCUGUGCCUCUCGUGGGAGCCACAAGUACGACCCCCACAACUACGCCGCCCACCACAACUCCUACCACUACAGCUCCGCAAACGACGACAACGCCGUCGACUACAUCGACACCUCCUACUACUACCCCGACCCAAACGACGACCACGCCAUCGCCAACCUCCACUACCGCCCAGACCACCACCACACCACCUUCCCAGACCAUUGCCACUACCCCGACCACAGCUCCCCCUCCGUUGACCACCUCGGUGCAAACUAGCACCAAUUCUGCUGGCGAGGUAGUUUACAGCACUGUUGUCAUUACACCCACGUCCGACCCGAGCUCGUCGAGCACACAAUCUUCUCCUACUAGCAGUAGUAGCUCUGAUAGCUCUAGUGGCCUUGGCACAGGCUCCAUUGUUGGUCUUUCUGUAGCGGGUGGCGUUGCAGUUAUUGGCAUCAUCUCAUUCUUUAUUUGGAAAUUCACCAGAAAACGCUUCGCAGACUUUGAUGACAGUGCGUUUUUUGAUUUAUGACUUGUAAAUCUAUCAUGACCUCACGAUUUCACAACCGCAUUAGAUGAAGCAAUCAAGUGGCCAGAACUGAACACCCAUGGCUCUGAUGUCCAUGCGUUGCCAACUAAAUCUACGGGCCGGUCAGGUUUCGGCGCAGAAAAUGAGUCCGAGGUGAACCUCGCACGCGCACCCAGUCCCGGUGGAUACGCCCAUUCCGUAGCC